CAGGACAUCCUUUGAAGCGCGGACUAAAUGCUCAAUAAGAGUCUUUAAAUUGUUUCAAAUAACAGCUAUUUUGCGGACCGUUUCAUUAUCAUACCGUAAACCCGUCGCUUGAAUGGAAAGCACUUGUCGCGGAAUGUUUUGUUAGUGAGGAGUAAAGAAUGUGCGACAUGCAAAAUGAACACGACACAAAGGUAUGGAAAUUACAGCUUUGGGGACAAUUUCUUUUUCUUAUCGUCGUCCGGAGUCAGUCGUAAGAAGGGAGAGUCUCAAAGAUGGAGCGCGUAUUUUCUGCUCCCGACCUGCGCCUAGCUCGGGCCACAGGUGUCAGAUCGCAGGCCUGCCCGAAUGAGUGGGGGCGGAGGCACUACCACUCGUCGGCUAACAUGGCGGCCGCGUCGGGCCCUGACGGGGUGGAUUUUCCGGAGGAGCUGCGCUGCCCGGUGUGUCUGGAUGUCUUCUCGGAGCCGCUGUUUCUGCCCUGCUGUCACAACCUGUGUAGGGAGUGUGUGAGGGGGUUGAUAGAAUCCCGUGGGGGUACGGCCUACGGCGUACAUAUGUUCCCCUGCCCGGAAUGUCGAUACGAUGUGGUCGUUCGAUCCGUGGACUCUCUCCAGAGAAACCUGGUGCUACAGCAGAUGGUGGAGCGGUGCAAGCAGGGGAGGCUGGCGGCGCAGUCCUCGGGGGCACACGCGAGGGGCCCCGAGGUGCCCACCUGCCAGGACCACGCUGACGAGGCCCUGGAGCUGAAGAUGUUUUGCGACCCCUGCGAGCGGCCUGUUUGCUACAAGUGCAUGGCGUACGACCACAAGAACCACACCCUCUUACAACUAGAAGACGCUUGGUCCAGAAGAAAGGACGCGUUCACAAGAAACAUCGAGAUCUUAAGAACAAAAACCGAGAGUGUGGAAAACUUUAUGGAGAAGUUACGGACCAUCAGUGAAAGAGUAGAGACAAACGCAUCGCAGCGGAAGCACAUGGUGACGGAGGGUUGCGAUGCGCUCAUCUCCGUCAUCCAGCAGCGGAAGAACGCCCUGCUGGACGAAAUCUCGCGAGAAGAAGACGAGAGGCGGGAAAGUCUGGACCAACAGAUGACCAGCUGUACUCAGGAGCUGGACAAGGUCAAGGAGGUUUUAGACACAGCUCAGGAACUCCUGGAAAAGGGUGCCCCGGCGAAAUGUCUUCAGACUGCCAAGACACUUAAGGACCGGGUGAAAGGCCAGGCUAUGGACCAUUUAUCCCUGUACCCCGUCACCAGCGAGCAUCUGACACCGCUGGACUUUGACGUCUCACAGUACAUAGACACACUCAUCAGACUAGACUUCCAGAGAGGUAGUCCAGAACCCGAAGUUGUAGAGGAAGAGAACCAGCGUCAGUCUUUAGCGCAGAGGCUGCCGGGAUUCUUCAAGAGAAAGAGUCGAAAAGGCGUGGGGCUGCAGUUCGAGCUGGACCCGAAGACGGCACACAAGUACAUCCGCAUCUCCAACAACAACUGCACGAUGAGCUACGACCCGGACAGCCUGCCGACCCGUCGCACCUUCGAUACACCCCACCGCUUCAGCAAGCACAGCAUCGCGGUGGGAGAUGUCAGCUUCUCUAGCGGUAUUCACUACUGGGAAGUGGACGUCUCUCGAAGCAUCUUCUACCGCGUGGGCGUGGCGUCCGACAAGUUCCCGCGAGACCAGGCGCUGGGCGAGAACGAGACGUCGUGGUGCGUGGACCGGUACCUGCACGAGUACUCGGCGCUGCACGCGGGGGUGGUGAUACAGCUCUCACUGCCGCCCGUGCAGAACAGGGUUGGCGUGUUGCUGAACUACACAGGCGGCACGCUGUCCUUCUACAACCCCAUGAAGAAGGAACACAUCUACACGUUCCACGCCAAGUUCGAGGACCCGGUCCGACCCGCCUUCGACGUGGGGAAGGGAGAAGUCACCGUGUACACCGGGCUCGCGCUGCCAACAUAUGUCUGCAAAGGGAGUUAAAUAUAAGAUAGUAGAUUACUCUUCCAUGAGUGAGAGAGAGAUCGGCAAAAGACCUUGCACUAAUGGAUAUAGGUUUAGAUUUCUCAUAAGCUAAAGGGCACAACCCGCCGUACGUGCAAUUUAUCUGUACGUUUUGGAG
Branchiostoma floridae (Florida lancelet) is the source of this 2118-nucleotide messenger RNA. RefSeq names its product E3 ubiquitin-protein ligase Midline-1-like. The record is from RefSeq and is a predicted model, not a curated record. Gene Ontology annotation, molecular function: protein binding; zinc ion binding. The transcript is spliced from 10 exons. The coding region runs from base 273 to 1979 and encodes 568 amino acids. Lineage: Eukaryota; Metazoa; Chordata; Leptocardii; Amphioxiformes; Branchiostomatidae.